Molecule: messenger RNA, 3626 nt
Organism: Octodon degus (degu)
Lineage: Eukaryota; Metazoa; Chordata; Mammalia; Rodentia; Octodontidae
Gene: Tubgcp3
Product: tubulin gamma complex associated protein 3
Exons: 22
Coding region: 78-2798 (906 amino acids)
Biological process (GO): meiotic cell cycle; mitotic cell cycle; cytoplasmic microtubule organization
Cellular component (GO): equatorial microtubule organizing center; spindle pole; centrosome
Molecular function (GO): microtubule minus-end binding; gamma-tubulin binding
Source: RefSeq, a predicted model, not a curated record
ACGAGCAUGGCGGCGCCGUAGUCCGGGUCCGGGAGCGGCGGACGCGGGCGGGACGCUGCUCGCAACCGUGGGCUGCGAUGGCGACCCCCGACCAGAAGUCGCCCAACGUUCUGCUGCAGAACCUGUGCUGCCGGAUCCUGGGCAGGAGCGAAGCUGACGUGGCCCAGCAGUUCCAGUUUGCUGUACGAGUUAUUGGCAGCAACUUUGCCCCUACUGUUGAGAGAGAUGAAUUCCUAGUAGCUGAAAAAAUCAAGAAAGAACUUAUCCGGCAGAGGAGAGAGGCGGAUGCCGCGCUGUUCUCUGAGCUCCAUAGGAAGCUGCACUCCCAGGGAGUUUUGAAAAAUAAGUGGUCCAUACUGUACCUUCUGCUGAACCUCAGUGAGGACCCCCGCAGGCCCGCCAGCAAGGUGUCCAGCUAUGCGUCCCUGUUUGCACAGGCCUUACCUAGAGAUGCCCAUUCUACCCCGUACUACUACGCCCGGCCACAGACGCUCCCGCUCAACUACCAGGACCGGAGCACCCAGGCGGUGCCCAGCGCAGGCAGCCUGGGCAGCAGCGGCGUCAGCAGCAUCAGUGGGUGCACCCUCAGCGGCCCUGGGCCUGGCCCGCAGCCUCUGCUCCCGGGACAGCCCCACCAAGGUCCAGGCGUUGGGGACUGCUUCCGCCAGCAGCUGGGAUCCCGCCUUGCCUGGACUCUGACCGCCAGCCAGCCUUCUCAGACCCCCACUGCCAAGGGUGUCCCAGGCGCUGCGUCCCGCACUGUGACGCGGGCGAGGAGAGAUGGGGAUGCAAGUGGUACUAUGGAAGUUACUGAAGCAGCUCUCGUGAGAGACAUCUUGUACGUCUUCCAGGGCAUAGAUGGCAAAAAUAUCAAAAUGAGCAACGCUGACAAUUGUUAUAAAGUGGAAGGAAAGGCAAACCUGAGCAAGUCUUUGCGGGACACAGCAGUCAGACUUGCUGAGUUGGGAUGGUUGCAUAAUAAGAUCAGAAAGUACACUGACCAGAGGAGUCUGGACCGUUCCUUUGGACUCGUGGGGCAGAGCUUUUGUGCCGCCUUGCACCAGGAGCUGCAGGAGUACUACCGGCUGCUCUCCGUCCUGCACUCCCAGCUGCAACUAGAGGAUGAUCAGGGUGUCAACUUGGGACUUGAGAGUAGUCUGACCCUGCGGCGCCUCCUGGUGUGGACCUAUGACCCCAGAAUACGACUGAAGACGCUGGCGGCCCUUGUGGAUCACUGCCAAGGAAGAAAAGGAGGGGAGCUGGCCUCUGCUGUCCACGCCUACACAAAGACAGGAGACCCGUACAUGCGGUCUCUGGUGCAGCACAUCUUGAGCUUGGUAUCUCACCCAGUCCUGAGCUUCCUCUACCGCUGGAUCUAUGAUGGGGAGCUCGAGGACACAUACCACGAGUUUUUUGUAGCAUCAGACCCAACGGUUAAAACUGAUCGACUGUGGCAUGACAAGUACACUUUGAGGAAAUCCAUGAUUCCGUCUUUUAUGACAAUGGAUCAGUCUAGGAAGGUCCUUUUGAUAGGAAAAUCAAUAAAUUUCUUGCAUCAAGUUUGUCAUGAUCAGACGCCCACUACAAAGAUGAUAGCUGUGACCAAAUCUGCAGAGUCACCCCAAGAUGCUGCGGAUUUAUUCACAGAUUUAGAAAAUGCAUUUCAAGGGAAAAUUGAUGCUGCUUAUUUUGAGACCAGCAAAUACCUACUGGAUGUUCUCAGUAAGAAGUACAGCUUGCUGGACCACAUGCAGGCCAUGAGGCGGUACUUGCUUCUUGGUCAGGGAGACUUUAUCAGGCACUUAAUGGAUUUGCUGAAACCAGAACUUGUCCGUCCAGCAACGACCCUGUAUCAGCAUAACCUGACUGGAAUUCUUGAAACUGCCGUCAGAGCCACCAAUGCGCAGUUUGACAGCCCUGAGAUCCUGCGCAGGCUGGAUGUGCGACUGCUGGAGGUCUCUCCUGGAGACACGGGGUGGGACGUCUUCAGCCUGGAUUACCACGUGGAUGGCCCGAUUGCCACGGUGUUCACGCGAGAGUGCAUGAGCCACUACCUGCGGGUGUUUAACUUCCUGUGGCGGGCCAAGCGCAUGGAGUACAUCCUCACCGACAUCCGGAAGGGGCACAUGUGCAAUGCGAAGUUGCUGAGGAGCAUGCCAGAGUUCUCAGGGGUGCUGCACCAGUGCCACAUCCUGGCCUCGGAGAUGGUGCACUUCAUCCACCAGAUGCAGUACUACAUCACGUUUGAGGUGCUCGAGUGCUCGUGGGAUGAGCUCUGGAACCGGGUGCAGCAGGCACAGGACCUAGACCACAUCAUUGCGGCACACGAGGCCUUCCUGGACACGAUCACCUCGCGCUGCCUGCUGGACGGUGACUCCAGGGUACUUUUAAACCAGCUUCGAGCGGUGUUUGACCAAAUCAUUGAGCUUCAGAACACUCAGGAUGCAAUCUACCGCGCUGCCCUGGAGGAGCUGCAGAGGCGCCUGCAGUUUGAAGAGAAGAAGCAGCAGAAUGAGAUGGAGAGCCGGUGGGGUGUGACAGCAGCGGAGGAGGAGGAGGAGAGCAGGAGGAUUCAAGAAUUCCGAGAAUCCAUACCCAAAAUGUGUUCCCAGCUGCGGAUCCUGACGCACUUCUAUCAGGGCAUAGUGCAGCAGUUCCUGGUGUUACUGACGACCAGCUCCGAUGAGAGUCUCCGGUUCCUCAGCUUCAGGCUGGACUUCAACGAGCACUACAAGGCCAGGGAGCCCAGGCUCCGCGUGUCUCUGGGUUCCAGGGGGCGGCGCACGUCCCACACGUGAGGCUGCGUGACUUGUCCCUGGCCACCGGCUCCCUCAGUGUGCAGGGCUGGCUGCCACUGUGCCCAUCAUUGGCCUGGCAUUUGGUAGCGUAGUUCCCGUCAUGUCUACUGGAGCUGAGUGUGGCCAAGGUGAGCGGCUGCACCCACUAGGCAGGCCACAGGCCACCCUGCCAUGUUUAGGGCCGGACCCCACAGCGUGGGGCUCUGCUCUGGCGUGGUGCAGUCCCCGUUAGCUGGCAGCGUUGCUGGGCAGUGCAUUCAUCUGGAGCAGCAUCCUUGUCAGAGGCAGCUUUUGUUACUGUAAUAAAACUGAGCUGAAGCGAGGUGUCCCUGCUUCAAAACAUGGAACACAGCGUCCUGUUCUGGUUUUUGUGUCGUGAUCUGCUCACCUGAGAGCGCCGCUGUCUUCGUGCUCCACCUUCACGUGCUUGCUCUCGCUCGGUCUCCUUUCGAAGUUUACAUCUUUAUAUUUACUGUUUCAUGUAACUUCCAAAACAGUACAGAAAAAGCAGGAGCGGCUGGAACAGAGACGGAUUGCACAGCGGCGAAGCCGCAGCGCCAUCGCUGGAGUGGUGCAUAAUUUCGGGCAGCUCACUGAGCGGAGGAUUUUAUUCUCAGAUUCUUAGGAGCACUGGAAAGAAAUUGACUCGGAUAAUGAAGAUUUCCUUUCUUCUUGCCUAUUUUUUCAUUGUAAAUAUGUAUAUACUGUUGACCAGAUGGGGGGAACUUUUUUGUAAGAGGAAAAUGUCAUAUCAGGUCACAUAAAUCUGCCUUUUUUAUAUUACAUAGUGUACACUUAGAAAAUUAAAACAGCUAUCUUUCAGAUUCA